AUGAUCCAGGCGCGGGACCUCCAUCUUCCAACCGCUUUCUCGAGCCCGCCGGCUCCGGAUCCAGGCUUCCCCGGCGGGCCGGGUGGGAGAGAAGGGCGGGAAAGGGAAGGGGGAGUGGCGGAGGCAGCCGCGAGGCUGGGGACCGCGACUGAGCCGCCGGGUUGGGGAGCCGCGGCCGAGACGACGGUCGUGGCAGGAGCUCCAGCGAGUGUGCGGCUGGCAGAGACCGAGCAGGACCUGGCGCGACAGCGGGAGGCGCGCGCUCUCGGCGGGGAGAGCGCAGGAGGCGCGGGGAACGUGAGGCAGAGGACUCGCGCACGCGCGCGGGGAGGACGCGCCCACCUGCUGGCGCGCGGCGCCCCCACCCGGCCGUGCGCGCGCACGCGCCCCCGGCUGCCCUUGCGCCGCAGCCCGGGCGACCUCGCGCGGGGGCGUCUGUCGACGCAGCGCGCGGGACGCGGGAGACGGUGGCCGCGCUCGGCGUGGCAGGCUUGGCUUGCACUCUGUCGUGCCGAAGGCGUUUCGGCGUUUUCUCUUUCCUCAGGGUGUCAGGCUGAGCCCGAAUUGGUACGGAGGCGUCUGCCCCGGGAGGCCAGGGCGACCAGGGUGCCAAGAACAAAAGCAAGCAUUCUCUUCCAGACCUCUGCUGCAGACUAUCUGGCACCAGUUAAUAUCAAUCCUCUGAUCCGUGCCUGGAAGACCCAAGGGUCAGCGGUGGAAGCCAGAAAGUCUAUGCCAGCAGGAUGAAGGAGCUGUGCUAGUGGGAUGAAGGUUCUACACUGGAGCUGAGAAGUCACACUCACAACAAAGACCAGGGCUGUCCUGAAAGACACCACAGCUGUCCUCAGCGACAUGGAGGCCCCAAGCUCCUCUGACGACAAGCACAAUCGGGUACAUGCCAGGAAGCAGCAUGAUGAGUUCAUCCGGAAGACCAAGCAGCGCGUCUUCCCCUCGGGAGCCAGGAAGCAAUGCUUGAUGUGAGGACCAAAGCUUCUCCAGGAGAACCAACAGCUCAGACAGCAACUCAUAGGAGAACCCACAAUGCUUCCUUAACGCCUCAACCCUCAACACCUCCCUUCUUCUCCACCUAUUUAUCCUGGCAAUUUUCCUCAGGUGGAGCAUCUUCACUCAAUGCCAUGCUGAUGUAAUCCAGCUGGCGUUAAGUUGACCACCAGCUCUUAACCUGUAACACCAUCUAUUUAAGUAAGCAGGCUCCUGAGUCCUAUCUCCCCAGAUUUCAGAAGAAUUAUUGACUCCACAGUGUCUGCAUGCUGAUACUUUCAAAUCAAGUUGCUACUUUGCAAAUUACAGGGUUUUUUUUCAUUUAUUUUGAAUAUGGAACUAACAGAUUGUAUCUCUUUAUGUCCCUGAGAUUGUCAUUUCUCUUUUGAUGUUUCUGUGAUUUAAAAUUUAAAUUUAAAUUUAAAAUACUUCAACCUUAAGCAGUAUACAAUUAGAUUUUUAUAGUUUUUAAUCUAUUCUAAUAAUCUUCACUAUUCAUGUAAAGUACUAAUUCAUUCAUAGUUUAAUGUAAUUAUCAAGAUAACUGAUUUUUGAGCCUGAGGAGCAAACCACAGGGGCCAGCAGGAAGGAGAGACAACAGCCUAGUGGAGGGAGUCCGCUCAGCCCCGCCUGCCACCUCUCUAGCCGGAGAAGUGCACCACAGCUGCCAGCCGGAAGGAGGGAGCUGGGCCAAGCUGCUGGAACCUGCUCCCGCCUUGUCUGCCACCUUCUUUUGACCUGGAGAGCACCAGCACUACUGCCACUGCCUGUUGAAAGGAGCAGUCCUGCUGAGGAGGUUUGAGGCCUACCUAGGCCAUACGGGGACCCUCUAUCACCCCGGGGAUCCAAGGAGCCAUCCAAGGAGCUGGAUGACUACACAACAUCCAACCCCUGGGAGAGUAUGAGAUCCUGGCUUUGGUGGGUUGGGGGUCCGCUGGGCUUGCAGCCACACUAGAUUGGACUUAGCAGGAUUUGGGAUUGCCUGGACCACACCAGGUGGCCUUCUUUCCCUCAGGGAAGCUUUGCUACCAGAGGGGGAAACUGUGCAGCUUGAGGAGGCUUUAGGUCUACCUGAGAGGAGCCUGGCAACUCUUUUUUAAUCCAGGGGCUCCACUGCCCAAAGAGGGAGCUAUACUACCAGAGGAGUCCCAGGAGCCCAGGUCAUAAGAGACAAUCUCCAACACACCCAGGGAAACUCUGGAACAACACUUGAAACACAGAAAUAUAGGAAAAUGACAAAAUGAAAGACCAAAAUUCAAUCUCAACCAUCCAGCCCAUCCCAAGAAAGCCUAGGAGCCAGGUACAUAGAAGAAAAUACAUGCCAUAUACCUGAAAUAAUAGUAACUGAAAUAAAAAAGCAACUCCAGGAAGCUUUAAAGGAAUUCAAACUAGAAAUAAUCUCUCAGGUAAAAGAAGAAAUAAUAAAAGAAAUGAAGGAGAUGCUGAACAUAUCUAAAGAAGACACAGUUAAAAAAUUGGAGGAACUAAACAAAAAGAAAGAAUCCCUGGAUGAACAAUACAAGAAACAAACAGAAUGUAUAAAGCAGAUUCAAAGAGAUAUACAGGAAAUCAAAAAUUCCAUUGAAAGUUGUAAAACCGCUUCAAUGAAUGCGAAGAUAGAAUUUAGGACCUUGAAGACAAGAUUGCAGCCAGUGAACAGGAAAGGAAAGAUCUUUUAAAAAUAACAAGAAAUCAGGAAAUAACAAUUCAACACCUGCAAGAUGAUGCAAAGAGAAACAACAUAAGGUUUAUAAGGAUAAAUGAAAAAAGGAGACAACAUAAAGGAUGUCAAGAGGAUAUUUAGAGAAGUAAUAGAUGAAAAUUUCCCAAACAUGAAAUUGGAAACUGAUAUCAGGAUCAAUGAAGCAUACAAAAUAGCCAUAGCCAAAAUAAAACUACCCACAGACACAUAAUAAUCACCAUCUGAGAAAUCAAACAAAAGAAUAGAAUAUUAAAAGCUGUCAGAGAGAAAAGACAGAUCACCUAUAAAAGAAAACCUAUCAGAAUCACAGCAGACUUCUCAACACAAACAAUAAAGGCAAGAAGAGCAUGAAGUGAAGUAUUUCAGAUCCUAAAGGAAAAUGAUUUCCAACCUAGACUGAUGUACCCUGCAAAACUGUCCUUCAAAAUCAAUGGAGAAAUAAGAUACUUCCAUGACAAAGAACAGCUGAAGAAAUUCAUGAUCACCAAGCCAAUCCUGCAAAGAAUACUGAAAGACAGUUUAGAUACACUUAGGAAAAAACAACUAAACAAAGCAGACAAUUAAGCAGAAGAGAAAGAUAAAGAUGCAACAGCAAAAAUAUAACAUGUCAGCAAUAAACCAAUGUAUAACAUUUAUAACCAUUAAUGUAAAUGGUCUCAAUGCGCCAAUUAAAAGAAAUAGACUGGCAGAAUGGAUCAAGAAACAAAAUCCAACCAUAUGCUGUCUACAAGAAACCAUCUAACCCAAAAGGAUACUCACAGACUGAAAAGUCAAAGGAUGGAAAACAUGCAACAUGAAUCCAAAAAAAAGAAGCAGGGGUAGCUAUUCUGUUUGCAGACAAUGUGAACUUCAAACCAAUAAUGAUCAGACGAGAUAAAGAAGGUCACUACAUACUGGUUAAGGGAAAACUUCAAGAGGAAGAGAUAACUACCUUAAAUAUAUAUGCACCAAAUUCCAGAGCAUCCAGUUAUAUAAAACAAGUAAUAUCAGAAAUGAAAAACAAAAUUAGCAGUAAUGCAAUUAUAACAGGCUAUUUUAACACACUAUUGACACCAAUGGACAGAUCAACCAGACAGAAAAUCAGCAAAGAAAUAAAAGAACUGAAUCACACCUGUGAACAAAUGGAAUUGAUAGACAUAUACAGAGUAUUCCGCCCAACAACAACAGAAUACACAUUCUUCUCAGCAGUACAUGGGUCAUUCCCUAAAAUAGGACAUAUAGUAACUCACAGAACAUAUUUAAAUAAAUGCAAAAGAGUUGAAAUUAUCCUUUGCAUGUUUUCGGAUCAUAGUGCUAUGAAAUUAGAAAUUAAUGAUAAAAGAUACUGCAAAAAUCCCACAAACACAUAGAAACUGAAACACUCUUGAGUAAUCAGUGGGUCACAGAGGAAAUUAAAGAAGAAAUUAAACAAUACCUACAAACAAAUGAAAAAACAAAUACAACUUACCAGAAUCUGUGAGAUGCAAUGAGAGCUGUCCUCAGAGGAAAAUUUAUUGCACUGAGUUCCCACUGAGUUCUGUUCAGGAAAACAGAACAAAUACAAAUAAAUAACGUGAUGUUACACCUCAAACAUCUAGAAAAAGAAGAGCAAGUCAAGCCUAAAGCCAAAAGAAGAGAGGAAAUAAUAAAAAUCAGAGCAGAAAUCAAUGCAAUAGAGACUAAGAAAACAAUCCAAAAAAAUCAAUAAAUCAAAGAGUUGGUUUUUUGAAAGAAUAAAUAAAAUUGAUAAGCCCCUACCCAGCCUCAUUUAAAAAGGGGAAGAAAAAGCUCAAAUUCAUGCAGUAAGGCAUGAAAAAGGUGAAAUCACUACAGACCCAAUAGAAAUACAGAAGAUCAUCAACACCUAUUUCAAAAACCUCUACUCUCAAAGGUUUGAUAACACAGAAGAAAUAGAAAGAUUUCUAGAAGCAUAUGAAGUACCAAAGCUAGAUCAAGAAGAUGUAAAACUGCUGAAAAACGCAAUUUCUAUUAAUGAAAUCGAAAAUGUAAUUAAGUCCAUACCUACAAAGAAGAGCCCAGGCCCAGACGGAUUCACUGCAGAAUUCUACAAGAAAUACAAAGAAGACCUAAUGCCGACACUCAAACUCUUCAAUGAAAUUGAAAGAAAAGCAAUCCUUCCCAAGUCAUUCCUGGAAGCAAAUAUUACUCUAUUACCAAAACCUGAGAAAGACCCAACUGAAAAAGAGAACUAUAGACCAAUCUCCCUAAUGAAUACAGAAACAAAAAUCCUCAAUAAAAUAUUGGCAAAUAGGAUGCAGCAAAUCAUCAAGAAGAUUAUACACCAUGACCAAGUGGGAUUCAUCCUAGGUAUGCAGGGAUGAUUCAACAUAGGUAAAUCAAUAAAUGUAAUCCACAUAUCAAUAGAGUCAAAAAUAAGAAUCACAUGAUCAUCUCUAUAGAUGCAGCAAAAGCUUUUGACAAGGUACAACAUUCAUUUAUGAUAAGAACCUUGCAGAAAAUUGGAAUAGAUGGUCUUUACCUCAACAUAAUAAAGGCCAUCUAUUACACACCAACAGCCAGUAUGAUACUAAAUGGCCAAAAAUUGAAGGCCUUUACUUUAAAAUCAGGCACAAGACAAGAUGUCCCCUGUCACUGCUCCUAUUUAAUAUGGUACUGGAAAUACUAGCCAGAGCAAUUAGACAAGAGAGAGAAAUAAAAGGUAUAAAGAUAGGAAAAGAAGAAGUUAAAUUACCACUAUUUAUAGAUGAUAUGAUACUCUACAUAGAUGACCCCCAAAACUCCAUUGAAAGACUCCUAGAUAUAAUAAAUAAAUUCAGCAAUGUGGCUGGAUACAAAAUCAAUACUCAAAAAUCAAUAGCAUUCCUAUACACUAACAAAAAAUCACAGAGAGAGAAAUAAGAGAAGUCACACCCUUCACACUAGCAACCAAAAAAAUUAAAUAUUUAGGAAUUAUUCUCACAAAAGAAGCAAAAGACCUAUACAGGGAAAAUUAUUAUACACUGAAAAAUGAAAUUGAAGAUGAUCUCAGAAAAUGGAAAGACAUCCCUUGCUCAUGGAUAGGAAGAAUAAAUAUUGUGAAAAUGGCCAUUCUCCCAAAACUGUUAUACAGAUUCAAUGCAAUCCCGAUAAAAAUACCAUCAACAUACCUCAUAGAUCUCGAGAAAUCACUCCUAAAAUUCAUCUGGAACCAGAAGAGACCUAGAAUACCAAAGACAGUUCUAAGCAGCAAAGGCAAGGCAGGAGACAUCACAAUCCCUGACUUGAAGUUAUACUACAAAGCAUCUGUAUUUAAAUCGACAUGGUACUGGAAUCAAAACAGAGCCAAAGAUCAGUGGAAUAGAUUAGAAGAUACAACCACAACUACAAACACACUCAACCACCUUAUCUUUGAUAAAGGGGCCAAACAUGUUCACUGGAAGAAUGACAGUCUCUUUAAUAAAUGAUGUUGGAAAACUGGCUCUCCAUAUGCCGAAAACUAAAACUAGACCCAUGCCUAUCACCAUAUACUAAAAUAAAAUCUAAAUGGAUCAAAGAUCUAAAUAUUAAAACAGAAACACUAAAUCUAUUGGAAGACAAAUUGGGUAAAAACCUUGAAGACAUAGGGGUAGGUAGAGAAUUCAUGCACAAGACUCAAACCGCAUGGGAAAUACUCCCCAGAGUCAAUAACUGGGAGCACAUCUUAUUAAAAAGUUUCUGCACAUCAAAAGAAAUAGUGCAGAGAAGAGAAAACCCACAAACUGGAAAAAAUCUUAGUGAACUGCCCCUCAGACAAAGGACUUCUGUCUAAAAAAUCAGACCCCCAAAAUUCAAAGACCCAAUCCAAAAAUAGGCAUCUGAGAUGAAUAAACAAUUUUCAGAUGAAGAAAUACAAAUGGCAAAUAAAUAUAUGAAAAUGUUCAUCAUUAGUCAUUAGAGAAAUGCAAAUAAAAACCACACUGAGAUUUCAUCUCACUCCUGAAAGAAUGGCCAGGAUCAAGAAAACCACCAACAACAAAUGCUGGAGAGGCUGUGGGGAAAAAGGAACUCUCCUACACUGUUAGUGGGCGUGUAGACUAGUGCAACCAUUGUGGAGGUCAGUCUGGAGAUUUCUCAGAAAGAUGGGAUUGGAAGUCCCUUUUGACCCAGCUAUUCCACUUCUAGGCAUAUUCCCAGAAGAGCUGAAAGCAUCAUACCACAGUGAUAUAUGUGCACCCAUAUAUCAGCACAAUUUGUAAUAGCCAGAUCUUGGAAACAACCCAAGUAUCCAUCAACUGAGGAAUGGAUUAAAAAGUUGUGGUAUUUUUAUACAAUGGAGUACUACUCAGCCAUAAAGAAUGAUCACAUUGAGACAUUUAUAAAUAAAUGGAUGCAGCUUGAGAUCGUACUCAUAAGUGAAAUAAAUCAAACUCACAUCUAUAAAUAACAAAUUGUUUCCCUAGUGUAAGUAAUGAUAAGAAUACAUAAAAGUACGUGGUAAUCAUGAUCCCCAGUCACACUGGUUUGAAGCCAUAUGUUUUCAUUCAUUAAUUGGAAUGGUUUUAAUCUGGGUUGCUUUAUAUUAUUGUCUGCGAUACUACGAAUAGCUAUUUUGAAGAAAAUAAGAGUGUAAUGGCUAGUGCUGAUUUAAUAUUAUCCUGUUUUGAAGCCCCAUCAAGUUGUUGUUCAUCUGUUUCCAUUAGUUUUAACAUGUUGUAUCUUAUUAUAUUUUAAUGUAUCCAAUAGUAUAAGCAAAGUUUCUUAUAGACAAAGAGAUAACAUAGAAAUCAAUGUUAGGUUUCUGUUAGCUGAUUCUAAAUACCCUGCAAUACUUACAUUGUCUUGAAUGGUUUCACACUGUCUUGAUAAGUUUGAUGCUAUAGUAUACUAAGUUAGACUCAAAUAUUUCAAGGAAAAAGACACUAUGGUAACUACUAUUAAUGUCAGGCUAUCUGGUGGUGAAACACAAUGAUGCUUACAUUGUUCGGUUCUGACCUGGGUUGUUCUAUUGAUAUGCUCUUUUUUUAAAAUCUCAAUCCCCCCCCCUUUUUUUUCUUUUUUUAAAAAUUGAAAACUAAAUUAAAAAUAGUGGGAUAUAUUAUAGUAACUUUUUUGUUUUGCUAUUAACCUGAUUUGAACCCUUGUAUUGUUCUCUACAUCUUGUUCUGACUGAUUUUAUUAUAUUCUGUUUUGUUUAAUAGUGUCAAAUUUGAGGGUAUAGACAACCACUUAGAAGGCAACCAGAUACUCUAUGACACCCAUUAUGGUUUGACUAUUAUCUUCUUUGGAAGUCCUGUAAGGUCUCCAAUGUGGGUUUUAUUGGUCUUGUUCUGUACUGCUUUGUUCAAUUCUUUUAUACCAGCUGAUAUAGGCACCUCUUUGUAGGAUAACAAGAGGCAUAAUGGUAACCAUUGUUGAUCACCUAGUAAUCUCUUUUUGCAUUAUAUACUAUGUCCAUCUUCCUGUUCUGACUCUGUUUUGCUUUGUCACAUUGGGGUUUUUGUUGUUGUUGUUGUUCUGUUUUGUUUGUCUUGUUUCUUGUUUUAUAUUUUUUUUCCUCUUCAAAGAAAAAGAUAUAAGAACUGUGGGAGUGAUGGAACCCAAAAUGUGUGAUUGUUAGCAUAAAAAAAGGAGGAAAGAAAGUGAUCUAAAGGAUAUAACUGCAAGUGUAUUUAAGGGUGUAGGAUAGAAAACCAUAUUACUGAGUUUUUGUUGGGUCAUUGAACAGAACUGUCUGCAGUUUCACUGUAUGAAUGUCCACUUUGUAUGCUUUAAUUUUGUAACCUGGACAACUGUUUCUGAGAUGACAAUAUGUAAUCUAUUUACUAGUGAAUUCUUACUGUAUAUUUUUUCUCUUGAAAUUCUAUAUUACUUGUAGCCUUUUACUGUCUUGCUUUGUUUUGUUUUGUUUUUCUCUUUAAAUAAAAAAAGAUAACUGAUUUUUA
Cavia porcellus (domestic guinea pig) is the source of this 8565-nucleotide messenger RNA. RefSeq lists its product as uncharacterized. The record is from RefSeq and is a predicted model, not a curated record. Bases 1 to 747 code for a protein of 248 amino acids. NCBI's taxonomy places the organism in Eukaryota, Metazoa, Chordata, Mammalia, Rodentia, Caviidae. The transcript is spliced from 3 exons.